This is a messenger RNA of Arachis ipaensis, 2220 nucleotides long. RefSeq lists its product as uncharacterized. Lineage: Eukaryota; Viridiplantae; Streptophyta; Magnoliopsida; Fabales; Fabaceae. The record is from RefSeq and is a predicted model, not a curated record.
AUGGAGAGUGAAGAGAGCUUUUUGGUGUUAGUGCACUCUUCUGGAAAAAUAAAAAAGAGUAAGAGGCACGGUGUGAAGUUUAUAGAUAGAGAACCAUUGAGUGUUUUCAUUAGGUCGUUUGAUACACUGUUGGAUCUGAAGAGCAGUAUAUUGCAGAAGUUGGGCGCCGGUGGCACAAAGUGGGUGAAGAAGCUGUUCUACAAGAUUCCUAUUGCGGUUGUGUUAACCGGUGUGCAAUAUGAAACAUUCGCGUUACGAUCAGAUGAAGAUAUGCAAGUGUUGUUUCAUUGUCGUCGGAGUUUUCCGGAAGUGAGGAUACACAAGUUGUUUGCAAAGUUGGAACAUGGGAUCGAUAGUUCUGGGGCAUCCGCGCCAAACCCUCAGUCCACCACGAUGGGGGGUGCCUCCACCUCGAUGUCCGUCGUUGCACCUGAGUGUUUGUUGGAGUAUUGGCCAGCUGGUCCAGAUGGGGUAUUCACCUCAACUCAUCCAUCUCCAGAUGUAGGACGUGAGGGGGAACCAGAUCGGGUUGAAAAUGCGAUGCUAGAGAAUGAUUCCAACGAAGAGCCUGCUGACAUUGGAGGAGACAGCGAUGAUGAAAUUCUGACAAACCCAGCAACAUGUCAACCACCGUCAAGUGCCGGCACACAUGAUAAGGAAGAAGUUGUGCUUACUGUAAAGGAUUACAACAUUCGGCGUGGUGUUGAGUACAGAGUGAUGGAGUCGGAUCAUUUUAAGUACCAUGGGAGAUGCAAGGAGUUCGGGAAGGGUUGCACGUGGAUGAUUCGCAUCAGCCUUCGAGCGCGGAAGGGAACCUGGGAGGUUCGACCGUACAACAGAAUACACACAUGCUUGGCUACAUCGAUAUCAAGCGACCACCGACAACUUGAUUAUCACGUGAUUUGUGCGAAGAUCUUUCCUCUGGUUCGAGCCAAUGCGGCGGUAUCGAUAAAGGUGUUGCAAGAAGCUACCGAAGGAACGUACGAGUUCAAGCCAACUUACAGGAAGACAUGGUUGGCAAAACAGAAGGCGGUAGCACAGAUAUACAAGGACUGGGAAGAGUCCUAUGCCGAGCUACCUCGUUGGAUCCUUGGUAUGCAGUCUAUCAUGGAGGGGACGGUUGCCUUGUUGAAGACGUCUUCGGUUCGAGUCGGUGAUGACGUCGAUGACUCAACCGUGUACUUUCAUCGUCUUUUCUGGACGUUUCCUCCUUGUGUUGAAGCUUUCCGACAUUGCAAGCCAUUGGUCAGCAUAGACGGUACUCAUCUGUAUGGCAAGUAUGGAGGGACUUUGCUCCUGGCCGUCGCUCAAGAUGGGAACUCUAACAUCUUGCCUAUUGCAUUCAGUCUCGUGGAGGGGGAAAAUGCCGAGUCGUUGUCUUUCUUCCUGACCAACUUGCGCCAACAUGUGACUCUGCAACAGGGAAUACUGGUCAUCUCAGAUAGGCACAACGGCGUUAAGGCUGCACUAGAGAACCCUAACAGUGGGUGGUUACCCCCUCAUGCGUACCGAGCAUUUUGUAUUUGGCAUGUUGCAGCUAACUUCACACUCAGUUUUAAGGGCACGGAUGCAAAGCGUUUGCUUGUGAACGCUACUUAUGCGAAGACUGAGGCAGAGUUUCACUAUUGGUUUGAUAUAAUGCGGACUGGGAAUCCAGCAAUGUGUGAUUGGGCGAACAGAAUAGAAUACGAUAAGUGGACUCAGCACCAGGAUGGUGGCAGACAAUUCGGUCACAUGACGACCAAUAUAUCUGAGUGUGUUAAUUCUGUUCUGAAGGACGGCAGAGGCUCAGUUGGCCAGCGGUGCCAAGUUUUGCCAGUGUUUUAUAAAGGCGAUGGAGCGCUACUUGAGAGACUCCAGGCUCUCCAUUAUCCAUGUUGCCAUGCAAUUGCAUGUUGUGCCCAGUCAUGGCUUGACUUGUCUAUUUAUGUCGACGAAGUCUACACCAUGCAGAAGGUGUUUAGGGCGUACCAGAUGGGUUUUGUGCCGCCAAUACCAGAGGGACUUUGGCCACCUUACGAUAGUCCGACCGUUAUUUCGGAUCCUAGCUUGAGGCAUUGUCGUGAUGGGCGACCGAGGUCUACCAGAAUCCGGAACAACAUGGAUGAGGCCGACUCUAACCGACCAAAGCGAUGCGGGCUCUGCAGACAGCCUGGGCACACGCGUAAAUCUUUCCCCCAGAGAGGCUCCACCGUUGCUGGUAGUUCGUGGGACUUCUAG